Gracilinanus agilis (Agile Gracile Mouse Opossum) is the source of this 3485-nucleotide messenger RNA. It is a transcript of the gene MFNG, whose product is annotated as MFNG O-fucosylpeptide 3-beta-N-acetylglucosaminyltransferase. Gene Ontology annotation, molecular function: O-fucosylpeptide 3-beta-N-acetylglucosaminyltransferase activity. The transcript has 8 exons. Bases 233 to 1183 code for a protein of 316 amino acids. Lineage: Eukaryota; Metazoa; Chordata; Mammalia; Didelphimorphia; Didelphidae. Gene Ontology annotation, biological process: regulation of Notch signaling pathway. The record is from RefSeq and is a predicted model, not a curated record. Gene Ontology annotation, cellular component: membrane.
UGGACCCUAGUGCUCUCCUCUCCUCUGCGCUCUGGAGUAAACUGAGGGGGCCUUCUGGGUUGGGAGUUCCCCCUUGGCUCCUCCUCCUCCUCCCUACCUUGACCCUCAUGCCUGCUGGUCCUGGGAGUCUGGUUGGUUCUCCAUCCCUGUUCCUUGGGGGAGAGAGGGUUGAUUUGGGACUUUGGGGUCCCCAAAGGCAGAGGGGCUCCCCCAUCUGUCCGCCUAGCACCCAAUGCGGCCUCGCCUCCUCCACGGGCUCUCUGGGGUCUCUGUCACCCUCCUCUGGGUGGCGCUCGUCUCGGUGAGACACAGAACUCCUGGACUCAGUGGGACAGCCCCUGGGGAGAAGAGCUCCAGGCGGCGGGCUCUGGCCCUCACGGAGGUCUACAUUGCUGUCAAGACUACCCAGAGCUAUCACGGGUCUCGGCUGAAGCUGCUGCUGGACACUUGGAUCUCCAGGGCAAGGAAUCAGACCUACAUCUUCACUGAUGGAGAAGACCACGCCCUCCAGGAGAGACUAGGGUCCCACCUAGUGAUUACAAACUGUUCUGCGGAGCACAGCCACCCAGCCUUGUCCUGCAAGAUGGCUGCUGAGUUAGAUGCCUUCUUGGCCAGCAGGCUGAGUUGGUUCUGCCACUUGGAUGAUGACAAUUACCUGAACCCAGAGGCCCUGCUGACACUCCUGUCCUCCUUCUCGCCCACCUGGGAUGUAUACAUUGGGAAACCGAGUCUGAACAGGCCCAUCAAGGCUUCAGAACCAAUGUCCAACAACCAGACGAGGCCAGUACAAUUCUGGUUUGCUACAGGUGGAGCUGGUUUCUGUAUCAACCGAAAAUUGGCCAGGAAGAUGGUGCCGUGGGCCAGUGGCCCCAAUUUCCUGAGUACCUCCACUAGGAUCCGACUCCCUGAUGACUGCACUGUGGGUUACAUUGUUGAGUGCAAGCUGGGGCGCCGCCUGCUCCCCAGCCCUCUGUUCCAUUCCCACCUGGAGAACCUACAGGCUCUUGGGGCUGCCCAGCUUCCAAAUCAGGUUACUCUCAGCUAUGGAAUCUUUGAGAAGAAACUUAAUGCCAUUGACCUGGAUGGUCCCUUCUCUCCACAAGAAGACCCAUCCAGGUUCCGAUCCCUCCAUUGUCUCCUCUACCCUGACACUUCCUGGUGCCCACAACAGGCUACUCAAUGACCCCUGACAUUUCUUUCUUGGAACAAAGGCCAAGGAAGAACUUUGGUUACUGUAUCACUUAUAGAAGAUCUGAGGGUCAUCCCUAGCCCAACUUUUUCUUCUUCAGUGGGAUCCUCAGGGCGCUCUGGUCCUUGGGGAAGAACAAAAGUAUUGUCAGUAGUGGGUUUCCUGACUUCCUUCAGGAUGACAUCUGGGUUUGGACAGUGACUAUCAUCUAAUCCAAGGCAUCUACUGAUUUCCCUUAUUCAUGGGAUACCAUCUCUUCCAGGAGACCUAAUGAAGUGUUGGGUGGCUAAGGAACCUGGCAAGACUGAGUUGGGAGGUGGAAAGGGCCAGGCUCUCUUCAGGCAUAUGGAGGAUGAGUCAAGCAGAGGGUUAGAAUUAGGGUGAGGGACAAGGGACAGUCCUUUGAGGAAAAGGGGCCAGAAGACGUUUCUAUAUUCCUGGGGCAGAAGGUCCUUAUUGAUCUAAAGAAGGCAAAGCAAAACUCCUAGCUGGAUCUUGGGUCAGGGUUGUCCCUUUUUGGACAUCAGUUUCCUUAUCUGAAAAAUGAGGGGAUCAUAUUUGAUGGUUUCUAAGUUGUCUCCCAUUUCCUUCAUUUCAUGAGAUCUUAGCUCCGACUAUAUUUUUAGGUCCCCCACCUCAGUUCUGGCAUUCUGAGGGUCCUCCCAUCAAUGACAUUUCAUGUUUUGAGGUCCCUUUUAACUCUGACAUUCUAUAACUCCCCCUCUAUUCACUCAGAUUCGUGUUGGGGUUCUGCUGUCCUCAGGCUGACAGCAAAUCCUUUUGAACCAGCAGAAUAAAAUGAGACACUAGGGCUGUGUCACAGAAUGGGUCCUUCUCUCAAAACCUCUGUAUGCUGGGGCUCAUCUCGAGACACGUAUAGCAAUCCCCCUAAGACUCUAAGUGGCAGAGGAGUUAUUGAUUUGCAUUAGUAAAGGGAGUUCCCUCAUUCGGGAAUUCCCUACACCAAUGAAGCAACUAGGUGGUACAGUAGAUAGUGUUGGCCCUGGAGUUAGGAGGACAUGAGUUCAAAUAUAGCCUUAGAUACACAAUAACUAUGUGAUUCUGAGAAAAUAUUUUCACCCUCUUUGUUUCGGUUUCCUUAUUUGCAAAAUGAGCUGAAGAAGGAAAUAACAAACCACUCCAUUUCUCUGCCAAGAAAACUCCAAAUGGGGACAUGACUGGAAAAAUGACAGAACAACACCACCAAUGUAAUUGCAAGUCCUAUUCCCUUCUCCAGUGAUCAGUCCUAGGAUUUGGAGCAGGCAUUGGGACCUUAGAGGGUGAUAUGACUUCACUCUCUUUUUUUACAGAGAAGAAAAUUGAGACCUAUAGAGGGAAAUUGAUUUGCCCAGCUCACAUGGGUAGAGCUUAGCACCCACAUCUUCUCAUUCCCAAUCCAAUGCCUUUUCCAUCUCUGGACUUCAAGCUGUGAUGUGCUAUGAUGAUUGUAGCAGGGUAUGUGGUCUGGUGGUAAGGAAAAAGAGGAGAGUCAAGAGAUACAGACCCUUUGCUUGGUUCUUUGGUCCCUAAAUGGGAAUGAGUUCGAAUUGGAAUGUGAGAUGAAUAGGAUGCCAUCUGGUUAAAGCUGAUCCAUGUUACCAGAAAUAAGGUAUAGUAAGGGAGGUCUGGGAAGAGGAAUAAUCCAUGGCCUGAUACAUGGUAGGUACUUGAUAAAUUGAUAGCUUGAUGGGGUGUUUGGGGAGUCACCGGAUGGGAUGAGGGGGAGAUUAAAGCAUUCCCAUUUUAUUGAUGCUGUUUUCUUUUACAUUGCUGACAUUUCCCAGUGCACUUUCUCCUCCCUAACCACACCAUCCUGUAGCAUCCUCUCCCAAUACAAAAUAGGACAGUUAAGCAAAACAAAUCAAUACAUUGUCCUUGUCUGAUGACAUAUGUUUCAUUUUUCACCUGUAGUUCCCUACUUCUCAGGCAAAACAAACCAAUACAUUGACUGUGUCUGACAGAAUAUGCCUCAUUCCCUGCCUGUAACUCUCCACCUUUCAGUUUUUCAGUCAACAAGCAUUUAUUUUCUCUCUUCCCUCCCCUGACCUGCAAUUUAAAAGAAAAAAAAGAGGAAAAAAAUCUUUGUAACAAAUUUGCCUAGACAAGCAAACAAAUCCCCUCAUUAUCCAUGUCCAAAACCAUAUAUGUCUCAUUGUGCAAUGUGAGUCUUAUUACUUCUCUGGCAGGAGAUGGGUAGUAGGUUUCAUUGAGAGUCCUCUGCAAUCAUUGUGUUGAUCAGAGUUCCCAAAUCUUUCAAAAUUGUUGAUCUUUACAAUGUUAUUGUUACUAUAUAAAU